Molecule: messenger RNA, 804 nt
Organism: Aspergillus uvarum CBS 121591
Lineage: Eukaryota; Fungi; Ascomycota; Eurotiomycetes; Eurotiales; Aspergillaceae
Exons: 2
Coding region: 281-745 (154 amino acids)
Source: RefSeq, a predicted model, not a curated record
CAGCCAAGCUUUCAAUGGGGAUUUGUCAGGUUUCGUCCCAGCUCCCCGCACAGCGCAGCUAUGUAUACUGCCGUGGGUACUCAACGGCGGAGUAUGGUCGGAGAUCAGCCUUACAAGCAGGUGGGAAAUCAUUAAAAACCCUUCAGCCUCCUUCAUUCGCAUACGCAGUGUGGCAGCAGCAGCAGUUUGCAUCGAUUACCAUCAUCAUCCAUUCUAUAUCAUCCCUUCCGAGCACUGAGAAUCUCGAAGUCGAAAAAGAGCUCUGUGGCCUAAAUACGCCAUGGGGAACUUUCAGACGGUCUUGUCGUCACUUUUUUGGAUCGGCAUUGCUGUCACCAUACAGUACAUGAUCCGAGGACCUCUCCCGAUACUCCUCGAUAUCAUAUCCAAUAAGAUGCCAGACAUUCUGUCCUCGCUUCCUCCCUCGCCGGGGUGGGCUCCCUUUUGGCGCAGCUUGUUCCGCGCAGCUCCGCCAGCAUUCAGUGUCUGGUUCUGCGUCCGGAUGUCUGGGCUUAGCUACAGCAUAGUCAUCGCACUGAUGGGGUACGCAUCGAUUGGGGCUGUCGAUAUAGUUGGUAUAGUGUGGAAGGGUUACGAGAAUGGAUGGACAGAACUCCUGGUGACGGAAUGUCUAGGGCAGACUAUUGUUGUGUCCAUGUAUAUGGCUGCUAUCUUUUAUGUUCUUUCCUUCAGACCUAGACGGUCAGGUUACGAGGUAGAGGCUGGUCCAACUGAGAAGGCGUGAUCGAUGUCUGUUGGAUGACUUGCUCUUGGAUACGGUUCUGCGUCCAUGUAUUAUUAGGC